Messenger RNA from Desarmillaria tabescens, 1472 nucleotides. RefSeq lists its product as uncharacterized. The coding region runs from base 367 to 1419 and encodes 350 amino acids. Lineage: Eukaryota; Fungi; Basidiomycota; Agaricomycetes; Agaricales; Physalacriaceae. The record is from RefSeq and is a predicted model, not a curated record. The transcript has 6 exons.
GCUGCAGCUACGUCUUUUCAGCUGAUUUCAGGUUUCCCCGGACAACCGAGUUUGAGCUUCCGGCAUCUCUUCAUCCCCGUAUUCAUCUCGGGACUGGUUUUAUUGCCGGUCUCCCUUCUGCUCAACUCACAGUUCUCAAAGCCGAGUUCUCCCCCCCCCAAACCCAAGAAAUCAAGGAUUUCUUGUUCUUAUAUUACUAUUCAGAUCUCUCGUUACAGUUCCACAGCUUCACUUGGUGCACAUCUCGCUGACCGGAAGGCUUGAUUCGUAAGCUCGAUGAAUAAUCAACGAAGGAAAGAUAUAAAACCGGCAGCAGUCGAGCGUAGAGCAUCAUACUGACUUCCAGCCACUGUCAAUCUUCCAACGAUGACCACCAAAACUACUUUCUUUAUGGCUGGAGUCACCGGUUACAUCGGAGGCACCGUUCUUGAACGAUUCCUAAGUCAUCCAAACGCGUCCUCUUUCCAUAUCACUGCUCUUGUUAGGUCCUCAGAGAAGGCCGAAAAGCUGAAGAAAUUCGGCGUCGAGCCCAUCCUAGGAUCGCUUUCGGACUUGCAGCUGCUCGAGGAUAGUGCAGCGAAUGCAGACGCUGUUGUGGCGAUGGCGGAUUGUGACGACCUUCGUGGGGCGGAGGCCACGCUCCGAGGGAUCAAAAGACGGUUCGAACAGACUGGAAAAGCACCGGUAUUUAUCAACACAUCGGGAACGGGUGUACUCUCGGAUAAUUCGGGAGGCUUGAAAGCUACAGAAACUAUCUACGAUGAUCUAAACCCUGAUCAGAUUGAGACACUCCCGAUCACUCAGAUACACAGACCAGUGGACCUUGCUAUCGUUAACGCGGACAAGGAAGGCUAUGCGAAAACUUAUAUCAUUCUCCCGUCUACUGUUUAUGGCUUGUCUUCGGGAAGGCUCGCCGACGCAGGGAUUCAUAACCGUCAAUCCAUCCAAGUACCGUCUCUCAUUAGUGCGUCUCUUGAUCGCGGACGUGCUGGGAUGGUUGGAGAAGGGAAGAACUUGUGGCCCAAUGUCGAAAUUCAUGACCAGGCUGAUCUUUACCUCAAGCUCUAUGACGCUAUCGUCGAUGGAAAAAACCCGGCUCUUGGUCACGGCCGCGAAGGAUUCUACUUCGGUGCAAGCGGAGAGCAUCUUCUGUACGACUUGUCCCUGCAUCUAGGUGCCGUUCUGGUUGAGUUGGGUAAAGCAACAGAGAAAGAGCCUACCUCGUUCACGAAAGAGGAAAUGGCCAAGUAUUUCGGCAGUCUUGACUUCCUAGGAUCCAACUCUCGUUGUGUGGUAAAUAGGUCUAAGGCCAUAGGAUGGGCUCCAAAGAAGACCACCAAAGACCUGUUUGCAAGCCUCAAGCCUGGGGUGGAGAUGAUUCUGAAGACCGGGUAUUCUCCGUCGUUCUACUUACUUUGAUACUAGCAUUUUUGGAUUAGAAUGUAUAAAUAAAUAGGAAUGAUUGUGACUAC